AUGGCGACAGGACUACCAUCCCAGCCUAUAGUAGAGGGAGAAACACCCAGAACAAUCACGCUUCACAUACUCUGCCAGUCUCUACCCCCUCCAAGCCGGUUUACACUCGAGAACGUUCCACUCUCCUCCACAGUCGGACAGCUCAAGAGCCGGAUCGAACAGUCUUUUCCGAACAACCCUCAAGUAUCACACCAGAGGCUCAUCUACCGAGGGAAGCCUCUAACCGUCGAUGACGCAACACUCGGGGUAGUGGUCUCAUCUAUCGAGGAAGGCACUGAUAGUAUGCACCUUGUGCUACCGCCUGAGCCAGCACACACAGAAGUACCUAUUGUCUCUGAGAUGCCGCAAGAUUCGCCUUUCGGAAAUUCUGCCCAAGCUUCCGGUUCCUCCUCCACAUGGUUGGAUCACUCCAAUCCCGAUACGUCGGUGCCUGCGGCCAGUGUGUCCUCAUACUCUAGCAUUCCUAGAACAAUCGGUGCCACUUCAGCUUCUCCGCACAUGAUAAUCAAUCAAUACGUCAACACCUCUUUGCCUAACCGACACUCAGCAACUACAAAUGCACCAGAAGCUGAUAGUACAGAAUCAUCUCAGCGUAUUCUCACUUUACGACGUUACAUCGAGGAGAUUGAGGGACAAUUGGACCGACGUCUCAUGCCAUCCAUGGAGAGUAUCAUUCAUAUACGGAACCAGAUUCUUGGAAUCCAAGAUGCACGGCCUGCGACACAGCUUCCUCUGCCCGGUGUUGCAGAACUGCUUGCCCGUAUUCUUGAUGUUCAACAACGCGCCCGUCUAAUGGAAUAUAUGCAGCAACAGCAUUCGCAGGCAAGCAUUCUAGCCCAGGCCCCUAUUGCUACCCAAACAAAUGUCUCGAACACGCUCGCGCCAAACUCCACUCAGCUCUUCAUGCUGACCUCGCCAACGGGAGAAAACCUUCUCGUGAGACCAACCUGCGUAGCCCGCCCCAGAACGCAGCAGGCGGGCUCGCCCAAUACAGCCCCUGAUAACCAAACCGGCGCGCCUCAAGUACCCCACGCACCUCAAGCACCUCAAGCACCCAACCAAAACGCAGCGGUAGUCCAGAAUGCCAUCCGCCAAGCAAUGCUCAACCAGCAGCGCCGAGGCAACAACGUCGAGCAUGCCGGUCUGGCGCGACAUAUCCGCCGCAUCUGGCUGUUCACCCGUUUGUGGCUCUUCUGCUACCUCACCAGCGCCCCUGGCACCUGGAGACGUUACAUCUUCGUCAGCAUUGCCUUGUUGGUAACAUUCUUUUCCGAGACCAGUAUCCCGCGGCAGUUUGCGACUACGAUUAUUGGUCCCAUCCAACGACAUCUCGAGGGCCUCACCCAUGCAGGUGGCCCGGCAGAUCGAGCCACCCAGAAUGGAGCCAAUAAUGCUGCUGCGGAGUUCAGCAUUUGGGACCAAAUAUGCCGCGCGGAGCGAGCUCUUGUUUUUCUUUUUGCGAGUCUAGUUCCCGGUCUUGGUGAGCGGCAUGUCCAGGCUCGCACUGCGGCGGACCAAGCUUUCUUGGCUGAACAGGAGCGUCAGGCGCGGGAACGUCAGGAGCAGGAGCAGGAGCAGGUACCGGAACGGGAGCGCCAGGAACUGGAACAGACUCAAACUGGUGUGGCGGAGGGUGCGGAGAGUGCAGGUACUGAACAGGAGGGGAUCUCAGAUACGCAUGCACAGUCUGGACAAGGAAACUGA
Messenger RNA from Penicillium psychrosexuale, 1704 nucleotides. RefSeq lists its product as uncharacterized. Lineage: Eukaryota; Fungi; Ascomycota; Eurotiomycetes; Eurotiales; Aspergillaceae. The record is from RefSeq and is a predicted model, not a curated record. Bases 1 to 1704 code for a protein of 567 amino acids. The transcript has 2 exons. Gene Ontology annotation, molecular function: protein binding. Gene Ontology annotation, biological process: endoplasmic reticulum unfolded protein response.